AUGCCAUCACCAGACUUAUCGCGGGUAGAAACACAGUCUGAGGCCGGUACUACUCCGGCAAUAGCAUCGACGAACGGCGGCAAGGAUGGUCGGGUGGGUGGUCCUGGUAGGAAGUCGAGAGCUUGCUUGGAGUGUAAAAAGCUCAAGAUGAGAUGCGAGGUAUUUCCAGGAGACAGAAAGUGCCGGCACUGUCUUCGCCGGAACGUCAGCUGCAUCAUUAAACGAUCUUACGAUGCCGAUGUCGACACCGAGGAUGAUGUGACAAGAGCGCUUGAAGCGUACGAGAAGAUAGACUCGAUGCGCUCGGAGAUCGAGCAGAUGAACAACAAACUUGAUGCGGUUCUAGCAGAGACGGCUAGGCUCCAAGCUGAGUCCGCAGCAAACGGCCCCCGUCGACAGCUUCACGCACGGAGCCGGUAUGAGGAUCCCACAGCGCCUGUGUCCCACGAAGACCCUCCGUCUGUUCCGUCUCACCAAUCUGUUGCUCAACAUAGCGGUCCUCCGUCCGGAACACCGGGAAACAUGACGAGUCCCGCCGGCAUAUCAUGCAGAGAGGACAAUACGCAUAUGGCCAUGACACGGGAGAAUUCGCCAGACCCGGUAUCUCACGGUGACCCAAGCAAUGGGUCCGUAACUGUUGAGGAUCCAAUGGGCAGUUUGUACGAGGUGACCAGGCUGCGCAAUAUCCGUAGCAACAAGUCGAAAAUGACAAGGCCGCUUCCAGAAGGCCAAGGACAGCUCAACGACUUCAUUUCCAGAGGGGUCAUCGCUGAGGCAGAGGCUGAGGAGCUAUAUGAGAUAUUCCAUACGUCGUUGAACCACUAUCUAUGGGUCGGCCUCGAACAAACGCACCCAUCUUUCAUCUCAGUUCGACGGUCCUCCGAGCUUCUGACGGCGACAAUCCUAGCCGUGACUGCCCUCCACAUCCCGACCUCCGCAGCAGCAGCAACCUUCGACAUAUGCUACAAGGAAUUCCUGUCUCUCAUAUCCUCUUCCAUGUUCUCCCGAUACCACUCGAUAGAUGACGUUCGAGGCCUUUGCAUCGCUGCAUUCUGGAUGUCCGAGGUGUCAUGGAAGCUGUCCGGACACGCCAUCCGUAUCGCUACGGAGUUGAACAUUCAUCAGUCCUUCACAGCAGCCUUGGACGGGAACAAAGAACACUUUCUGCGAGCUAGGCUGUGGUAUAUGUUAUAUGUAUGCGAUCACCACUUCAGCAUCGCCUACGGACGCCCGCCGAUGAUUGCCGAGAGCAUCCAGAUUCGAGAACACGAGCUUUUCCUAGCCAGCCCAUUUGCCAACGCCCUAGAUGCGCGAAUCCUAAGCCAGGUCAACCUCAUGCAAAUCCUCACGCGGGUGUACGACCGCUUCGCAGAGAGAAAGCUGCCGGCCCUCAACGAGAUCAGGGGCAGGUUCGGGUCCGCCAGAGACCCGGUCACCGGAUUGACAAGCGGCACCAACAGCUUCUCGCAGGGCAGACCAGACGCAGCCGACCAGUCUUCCAGCAACGACCCUUCCACCGCCAUGCUGGUCGAGUCGGACUUUGAAGCCCUGCGCAUGUUCAACCUGGAAAUCGACCAGUGGCGCAUGCGCUGGCACGCGCGCCAGACGCGAAACUUCUGCAUCGGCAGCUUCCCCCCGCUCGGCAUCAUCCUCUACUCGUACUUUGCCAAACUCCAAAUCAACUCGCUGGCUGUCCGCGGCGUCUCCCUCGCAGGUUCGUCGCAAGACCAGUUCCUCUCCACGGAACGCAAAGAGUUUGCGAACCUGGCUGUUUCUGCCGCCGUGAGCAUCAUCACGUUCGUCCUGGAGGAGGACGACAUGCGCCGCGCGCUGGUUGGCACACCGCUGUAUGUGCACACGAUGAUUGCGUUCGCGAGCGUGUUUUUGAUGAAGGUCGCGACGCGGUGGAACUCGGUUAUGGGCUUGAAGGUGGAAGAGGCGUACGUUGCGAGGCUUUUGGGCAGGAUGAUUGGGGUGCUGAAAAGCGCCGUCACGUCCGAUCGUCAUGUUUUGAAGCAUAUUGCAACGGGCCUGGAAAAGAUGCUGGAGAAGAUGGAAGAGUCGAGGCACCGGAGGCAGAACUCUGAGAAUAUGGGAGCAGCACGCGGGCAGAUGGAUGCGCCGGCGGGCAUUGGCAUGAUGGGCAGCUUCGGCAACCAGCAAUAUGGAGUCGGCUGUGAAGUUAGCCCGAACGCGAGUAGAGGAGUUGACGCAUUCUCGCGACCUGCGGUAGACGCGGGCGGGUUAAUGGGUGCGCAGCUGAAUACCCCGGCGACUUGGGGAGCUGGCGGGUUGGGGCAAACUCCUAACCAGCCUAGCCAUCACUCUUACUUUGGCGACGGACUUAACCUGAUGGAUGAUAACUUGAUCUUUGAAGCGUUUGGAACGGGGUCCGCAAACGACGUGUACAACCUUCUAUCUAGUCAAUUCUCGUCUGGGUAG
Colletotrichum gloeosporioides is the source of this 2442-nucleotide messenger RNA. RefSeq names its product Transcriptional activator of proteases prtT. Gene Ontology annotation, biological process: regulation of DNA-templated transcription; DNA-templated transcription. The record is from RefSeq and is a predicted model, not a curated record. Gene Ontology annotation, cellular component: nucleus. Bases 1 to 2442 code for a protein of 813 amino acids. The transcript is spliced from 4 exons. Gene Ontology annotation, molecular function: zinc ion binding; DNA-binding transcription factor activity, RNA polymerase II-specific; transcription cis-regulatory region binding. Lineage: Eukaryota; Fungi; Ascomycota; Sordariomycetes; Glomerellales; Glomerellaceae.